Nymphaea colorata (pocket water lily) is the source of this 1298-nucleotide messenger RNA. Its product is annotated as probable long-chain-alcohol O-fatty-acyltransferase 5. NCBI's taxonomy places the organism in Eukaryota, Viridiplantae, Streptophyta, Magnoliopsida, Nymphaeales, Nymphaeaceae. Bases 38 to 1168 code for a protein of 376 amino acids. Gene Ontology annotation, biological process: lipid metabolic process. The record is from RefSeq and is a predicted model, not a curated record. The transcript has a single exon.
UCGAAAGGACAGAAAGAAAGAAGAUUCGCCUAUAAAAAUGGCAGUUGUCCACGAUCCUCUCAAUCUCACGACAGCCAUGAACGCCUACCGCUUUCCCUUCGUCAUACCCAUCAGCCCGAGACUGAGCGAGUUAGAUGCACUUCUCAGAGUCUUCCUUUCCACCGUCGCCUCUCUCACCUUCGUCCACAUCGUCGUAUCCAGAGUCCCCAAGAACCUUCCCCGCCUCAUCGCCACCCUCCCCAUCGUCUACCUCUUCUUCAUCCUCCCCUGGCUGUUCUCCUCCAUAGCCUUCCGCAUAACCUGUGUCUUCUUCCUCUCAUGGCUCUGCAACUUCAGGCUCCUCCUCUUUUGCUUCGACUCUGGGCCCCUCCUCCUCCACCGCCGUUCCCUCCCCCACUUCGUUGCCUUCGCCGCCCUCCCCAUCCAGAUCAGACUGCCGGAAACCAGCAAAGACCGGCGGCAAGUGGAGCAGCACCACCACCAUCAGCAUUCCUCCUCAGGGACGACUUUGCCGAGAGUUGCACUCGCGCUAUCCACCAUAUUCCUCUCCCUCGGCGCCUUGUUCACAGACUACGUACAGCGGCGCCGGGCGCUGUGCCUUCCCGCGCUCUACACCUUGCUGAUGUCCUCCUCCCUCGACGCCUUCCUGGCCGUCGGGACCAUCCCGGCGCGCCUCUGGCUGGGCGUCGAGGUCGAGCAGCAGUUCGACCGGCCGUACCUGGCGACGUCCCUCGCCAACUUCUGGGGCCACCGCUGGAACCUUGUCGUCACCGCCACGCUCAGGCCCGCCGUGUACUGGCCCGUCCGGUCCGCGUGCUCGCGCCUGGUAGGCUCGUUCCCGGCGCGCCUGGUGGCUAUCGUGGCAACCUUCCUGGUGUCCGCGCUCAUGCACGAGCUGGUGAUGUACUACCUGAUCCUGGAGCCUCCAAAGUGGGAGUGGACCGGCUUCUUCGUCCUGCAUGGCUUCCUUGUAGCUGGAGAGGCUUGCGUGAAGAGGUUCGCCGGCGCCGUCCCCCUGCCCCGCGCAUUGAAGGUGGCCGUCACUCUGACCAUGCUCUACGUGACGGCGAUGUGGCUAUUUUACCCGCCGCUGAUACGGAUUGGCUUGGACUCGAAGGCCGCAGCUGAGGUCCAGUCCGCUUUGAAAGUGCUGCUAGGUCGCGCCUAGAUCUGGCUUUCGCCGCCUGGGCACGGCCGAUCUCCGCCGCUUGCCCUUUUUCUUUAGGGUGCAAACCCCCAGCUCCUGUGUCGUGUCACGUCUUUCCAAUAAAAAUGGCACACGAGUCGUGCCUCUUAUA